Ceutorhynchus assimilis (cabbage seed weevil) is the source of this 524-nucleotide messenger RNA. Lineage: Eukaryota; Metazoa; Arthropoda; Insecta; Coleoptera; Curculionidae. The record is from the annotation of a GenBank genome assembly.
UAUUAAUCCAUGUUUUGGUUGUCUCUAAAUUUAAAUAAAUAUUAAAGUUUUUCUUUUUCUUUUCAACGUUACGAGGUUAUCAGAACCAGCAAAACAUUUUUUUAAUUUGAAAAGUAAAUUGAAAAGUGAUGGCUGCAGCUCUGCCAGAUGUAUCUCCACGGUCCGAAGACGAAGACUCUGACGGAUGGGACGAAAUGGAACCCGGCGGCGAACAAACAACUUGCUUGUUCUGUUCAUUGCACUUUCAUACCAUUGCGGUGGCUCUGGAUCAUUGUCGCGCGGUUCAUAAUUUCGAUUUGCUAGCGUUGAAAAAUAAAUUCAACAUGGAUUGCUAUUCCUAUAUUAAAUUGAUCAACUACAUAAGGCUGCAAAAACCGGAUCCCGAGUUGUUACUGGAGACGCCUGCGGCACUUUGGGAAGACGACUCUUACUUGAAACCUGGAGAGAUGGAGCCCUGGUUGAUGUAUGGUGUUAAUAUCGUUGGAGCUACAGGAACCGAAAAAACCGAUUUCUGUGACAUUUGA